CUGUGUGUGUGUGUGUGUACAUGAGGUUGGACUUGGUGGAGAGUUUCGUGUGUGACUCUGAGCUCAGGCACACCUGCCAGGAGGACUUGCUGCGGCGGUUUCCUGAUCUCCACCGUCUGGCCAAGAAGUUCCAUCGUCACACUGCAACGCUGCAGGACUGUUACCGCGUCUACCAGGCUGUGACCCAGAUCCCCGCCCUCACCGCGGCCAUCGAGAGAUACUCAGGCAGCUACCAGGUUCUGUUGGAGGCCGUGUUCCUCUCCCCUCUCAGAGACCUGCACUCUGACUUCAUCAAAUAUCAGGAGAUGAUCGAAACCACCCUGGACAUGAACCAGAUCGACCACCAUGAAUUUCUGGUGAAGGCGUCGUUUGAUCCGGUGUUGAGUGAGCUGAGAGAAAAGAUGGACACGCUAGAUAAGAGCAUGCAGGCAGUGCUGAACAGCGCAGCCAGAGAACUAGGUCUAGACGCCGGUAAGACGGUGAAGCUGGAGUCGAACGCCGUGCUGGGCUUUUACCUGAGAGUCACCUGCAAGGUGGAGAAGACUCUGAGGAACAACAAGAAAUUCACCACGCUGGACGUCCAGAAGAACGGAGUGCGUUUCACCAACAGCAAGCUGAGCUCUCUGAAUGAGGAGUACACCAAGAGCAGGGAGGAGUACGAGGAGGCGCAGAACGCCAUUGUCAAAGAGAUCAUCAGCAUUGCCUCAGGCUACGUGGAUCCCCUCCAGACGCUGAGCGACGUGAUAGCGCAGCUGGACGCAGUGGCGAGUUUCGCCGUGGCGUCCGUCUCCGCUCCUGUGCAGUACGUGCGGCCUCGCAUCUUGGUUGACGGCUGCAGGCGCAUGGAGCUGCUACAGGCCAGACACCCCUGCAUGGAGACAGACCCGGACACGGCCUUCAUACCCAACGAUAUCACCUUCGUCCACGGACAGAAGAACUUCUACAUUAUAACAGGACCAAACAUGGGAGGCAAAUCGACAUUUAUCCGGCAGGUGGGUGUGAUCGCUCUGAUGGCUCAGAUUGGCUGCUUUGUGCCAUGUGAGAAGGCAGAGCUGAGCGUGGUUGACAGCGUCCUGGCCAGGGUGGGAGCGGGGGACUGCCAGGUGAAAGGCGUGUCCACCUUCAUGUCCGAGAUGUUGGAAAUCGCCGCCAUUCUCCGCUCGGCCACUGAGAACUCGCUGAUCAUAAUCGACGAGCUCGGCAGAGGCACGUCCACGUACGACGGCUUCGGUCUGGCCUGGGCCAUCAGCGAACACAUUGCCUCCAAAAUCAGCGGCUUCUGCCUGUUUGCCACGCACUUCCACGAGCUGACGGCGCUCGCAGCCCAUGAGCCCACCGUUCACAACCUGCACGUCACGGCCCUGACCUCUCAUGACACCCUCACCAUGUUGUACAGGGUGAAACUAGGUCAGACAUGUGGUUUCACGCAUGCAUUUGUGUUUUUAUUCCUCAAGGGACUUUUCAGCAUUUUCACACAAAGACAGAUGGAAAGUGAAAUAGAGGAACAUAUCGAUUCAGCUACAUGAAUUGAUUUAAGCUUU
This is a messenger RNA of Paralichthys olivaceus (Japanese flounder), 1541 nucleotides long. Lineage: Eukaryota; Metazoa; Chordata; Actinopteri; Pleuronectiformes; Paralichthyidae. The record is from RefSeq and is a predicted model, not a curated record.